AGGCCACAUCCGACAGCCGCGUUUUUCGCACAUUAAACUCUUACAGAGGGGUUAAAGAUGGUCAAGUUUGCGACGUUUUACUCCUUUGGGGAAUCUACGCUUUAGAUAUACACAGUUGAAACCCAGUGUGCGGCACUCGUCUGAUUUGCCACCGUCCAAUCAGCUUUAGCCUCUGCAGGCGUCACUUCCUUCCCAGUGUCAGUCUGUUUAUUCAUCAGUGUGUGUGUAUUCUCGAUGGUCCUAUCAGGAUCCCACCUCCCCCUGACUCAGUCCACCCAGCUGACCCACCCAUCCCCCUCACUCGCACACCCGUGCCACAUGAGGCCCUGCAUUCUGACUCAGUGGACAAACUUACACUAGUCUGAGAGUAUGUGCCAGGCUUUGCCCAGACCCACACCUCGGUUUUCCAGCACGAGUGACACCCGGGAUUAGUCCUUCUCCGUCUAUAAAGGUAAUCACGCACUUCAGUUGUGUUUUGGGCUUGGUGCGUCACUGUAAACCUGUCAUUUCUGCACUUUUUCUUAAGUAGGGGUUUGUCGUACUGCAGUGCACCACUAUUACAGCUCUCUCCGUCAGCCAGCGUGAGCUCCGCGCUGCUUGCUGAGUUUGCGGUUUUCUGCUGGAGCGCGUUGGCCCUGAGCACUUGUUAGAAGCAAGUCGAUUUCUGUAAUAAAGGUUGAGGAUGUGGUGAGGUUUUUGCUUACCGUUGUUUAUGUGUUGCGCUUACUGUGUGAUUUGCGUGAGGGUGUAGCUGGGAUUGUCAAAGAUUGUGUGGGUGAUGUGCAAUAAACCUUUGGUUAUCUUUAGUGCUUGCAGAAAUGUCAUUAUCUGGAUGUUGAUCGCUGUUUGGUUUUGUUGUUAAUGUUCCUCUGGAGGUCUUUAUGAAGUUAUGUACGACUUCAGUAACAUCUUUGUAAAAGCGAAGAGGUUCUUCGGACACAUGGUGUUCCACCUCCCCCGGGCAGCAAACAAUGCAAAGCACUUGGUCCUUAAGGGUGAUUACUUCUCCUUUAUGGGUGGUCUUGUAAAUGUGUGACAGAAGGGUCUGGCCUAUGUGUGAACAAGUUCUUGAAGGAAGAGCUUGAUUGGGGAUCAGUUUGUGUCUUUUCUGUUGUGAUGAAUGAGUUUAAAACGGUGUGUGUUAAUCCGGCAUUAUUAAAGGGAAUUUAAUCUGCAUCUAUGCACAGUGACAAUUUUGUCGAUUUGUUUUUUGUGUGUUGGACCUGUAUGUUCGUGCCAAUAUUGCAGUCUAACCUUCUCUGCAUCUUGGACAGCUCCGCUAUGGCAAAUUCCCUAAAGGCAAAGGUGAUACUGACAUUAGAGGAGGAGAACGGAGAAGAAGCUAAAGAGAUGGAUGACACUGUUGGAGCGCCUGCGGAGGAGGAGGAGGAGGAGGAGGAGAGGAAGGCACGAGCCGCCGCAGAAGAGGCAGCUGCCAGAGAGAGGGCAGCUCAGAGACAGCUCAUGGCGAUAGAGGAGCUGGUGCACACGGAGCGAAACUACCUGAAAAAUCUGCAGCUUUGCACGGUCACCAUUCACAGCAACCUGCGGAAACUACAGCCUUCUCCUCCAAACUUGGACGGUAUGUUCCAGCACAUAGAUGAAGUGAUGGAUGUUUCCAGCAGACUCCUGAGCCUUCUCGACCAGGCACAGAUACAGCACAGCAACCCAAAAUACCUGGAAAUCCUUUGCGACUCUUUUCUGAGCCUGUCUCGAGACAUAGAGAUGGCUUAUAAAGAGUAUCUGGCCAACUACAAUAACAUCACCGCUCUGGAGAACAGCUACAAACAGAAGGAGUCCCUGUGGGCCGAGAUGGUUAACAUCAUCAAGUCAUCUGCGCCGGAAGUGAACGCAUCCACGCUGAGUUUCUUCCUGGUGAUGCCGGUUCAGAGAAUCGCUCGCUAUCCCCUGCUGUUACAGACCAUGCAGAAACACACAGACCCCAGACACCCUGCUUACUCCGUCCUGGAGCACACCGCUCGCACCGCUGUCCAGAUCAACUGCAGGAUCAAUGAAUAUAAACGCUUCCGUGAAGUGGCUGAUAAGUAUAAGAAGACAGAAAACUUGACAAUCAGGGACAAGAUCAAUCGGCUGAGUGGCCACAGCAUUGCCAAAAAGACAGCUCGGUUCAGCCAGUACAUAAAGCACGAGACAGGAAUGGUGGCAAAGGUGAAGGAUGAAGAAUUUGAUGCCCUUGCUGGCUUCUUCUUUGUACUGGAAAAGUGCAUCUCGGAGCUCCAUGAUAACAUGGUGGCCUACCUUUACCAUCUACAGAGGUUCCUCAGCUGCAGACCAGAGGAAGCGGAUCUUGAUCUGGAAGGCGAGAAAGCCGCCCUGUUCUCCAAAGAAAUCACAGUGGCACUCAGACAGUGGAUAUACCCUACAUAUGAGGAGCGUUUGAAGACUCUAGUCCUCAAGCCCUUGAGCUCGCUGCGGGAGCUGACGGCGGGGCCGCGCAACAUCAUUCGCAAGCGUCAAGACAAGCUGCUGGACUACGAGCAGAUCGAGGAGAAGAGCAGCCUGACCUAUGAGGAACAGGCCAUAGCCAACACCUACAAGACCAUGAACACUCUGCUGUUGACCGAGCUGCCUCAGUUCAACGGGAAAGCCCUGCAGAUCCUGUGGGCCACACUGGAGGCCUUCAGCUGCCUGCAGAGGGACAUGGCCGUUGAUAUGGAGCAGUUAGCCACCAGCUUUACCCAUCAGCUCCCACACAGUUAUUUGGAGGCUGGAGAGUUUUGGAAGUGGGCAGAGAUCUCGGUGCUGGAGGGUUCCAGAAGGAUGGAGAAUCUGUGUCAGAGUUUUCAGGAGGAGCUCAAUGCUCCCAUUGUGCAGGCACUCAGUCCUGUUUCUGAAAGGCGUUUGACAGCUCUGACCCUCAAGCACGGCUCAGGGAAGAUCUACCAGCUGACAGGCCCUGUGGUGGGCACGCGUGAUCUGGACCUGACCCUCAACAAGGGAGAGCUGGUAGCUGUCGUCAGUCAGAUGGACACGCGUGGAGACCGUAGACGUUGGCUGGUUGAUGCGGGAGGCCCGAGGGGAUAUGUGCCGGCCUCAAAGCUGACCCGAUACCACCAAAUGACUGUUGACCCCCCAUCUCCUCAUCUGAGCGUAACACCCACCGGUCCAGGACCCAGAAGACACUCGUACACACCCGGAGCGCAGCCGCUCGUCAUUACCCCGACCACGCCCUGUUUUCAGGUGUACGCAGGCUACGACUUCACGGCGAGGAGCGGCCACGAGCUUUCUCUAAAGUCGGGUGAGCCGGUGCGGGUGGUGGAACCUCACGAUAAGCGUGGAAACAAGGAGUGGUGUCUGGUGGAGGCGCGAGGCCGAAGGGGCUACGUCCCGUCCAACUACCUCGCCGUCCUGCCCUCCCUCAUCACAUCGCCCACUUUCCCAUAUCGCUAGCACUGGAAAAUACCCAUAAUGAAACCUGCUCGGCUGCUGAUACGGAGUCUGUUAUCCGGCAUCCAAACAAACACGGGCUGUGAGAAGCACUGAAGGGCUCUUCAUGCGUGAGGGGGCGGACGGCUGCUGUUUGGUGCUUUAUUCCACUGAUGUUUGAACCGGAGUGGUGCUCGGGCAUCACUGUGGAGCGCUCGCCCGUAUACUUGAUCUUAGCUUUGCCCGGGGCUGUUAACAGAAGAGAUCAUUUCAGCCAAUGAGAGACAAGCUGUGUUGUGUGGAUUGCACAUGGAUCGCAUCGAAGGAACGUGCGGUUACCUGUGAUUAACGGAUGCGCUUUAAUGGAUUUCUGUAAAGCACCCGGAUCCACAACUCGGCUGUAAUGUGGAAAGUACGGCUGCUUUGGGACUAGUGUUAACAAGAUGGAUGUCAAACUCGGGGUGUAUUUAACUGCUUAACUACAAAAAAUGGGCUUUGCUUGCUUUAAAACUUGGAUCUCACACUGGAUUUAAGCCCGUAUAUCACAUUUUAUGCUUUUAAUCUUGGACACUUUUUAUCUUCAGUGUCGAUUGUACAGAGCCCCCAAACAGUGUGACUGUAUGAAUGUCAUUUCAAUAGAUAUCAAACCAAGCGGAAUUCAUUUUAAGGAAGCACACGUUUUCGGACAUUUAUACUCUUUUAAAAAGUGGGGCCGCUGUUUAUUGACUUAAUUUUACACGAUUACAGUGUAUUCAAGUUAUUCUUUACCUACACGUAGAUUCACCUCAGACUACUGCAUUGUUCUUGUGUUGGUGACCUCAUAUAACCUCCAUGAUGAAGAAUUUGACCCACAUGCAAAGAUCGAAGAGGGCAGAUCUGAUGCUGCAGCUUGCCUGCAGUUGCAUAUGCUGUCCACUAGAGGCGCCAGGGUAUCAUCUGUGAAGACAGUUACCUUAUUCAGUGUUGUUAAUCCUUCCAAACAGAGUCAUGUAUUAUUCAUCUGAUCCUCACAAUCGCUUUACCAGGAAU
This is a messenger RNA of Triplophysa rosa, 4416 nucleotides long. It is a transcript of the gene arhgef37, whose product is annotated as Rho guanine nucleotide exchange factor (GEF) 37. Gene Ontology annotation, cellular component: cytoplasm. Bases 1180 to 3411 code for a protein of 743 amino acids. Gene Ontology annotation, molecular function: guanyl-nucleotide exchange factor activity; protein binding. The record is from RefSeq and is a predicted model, not a curated record. NCBI's taxonomy places the organism in Eukaryota, Metazoa, Chordata, Actinopteri, Cypriniformes, Nemacheilidae. The transcript is spliced from 13 exons.